UGAAAUUCUAAACUCGGACCGAUGCCGGAAAUGUCAUUUGGAAGAUAAACAUCAUGAACAUGAAGUUUAUAAUGAUAGUUAUAUUGUUGCUGAUGAAUUCUUUCUGUAACGAUUGAAUUUAAAACAAUAUCAAACAUUUAUAUUUCAUAUCAAGAUUACGUCUAAGAAAAUGGCAUUGACAACCUUAAGUGUUCCGUCCAUGAUGUGUGGUGUAUCUGAAACUCUAUAUCAGUUCCAGCAAGAGCGUUACUUAUGUGACGUGCUUAUCUUCACAUCAGAUGGAUACAUACCUGCACACAGAGUUGUACUGGUAGCUGCUAGUAAACAUUUCAGGGAGAUUGAGUCUAGCAGGAAUAUUCAUACAACUCCAGAAGCUAAUUUUUAUCUUACAAAAGAGAAAAGUGAAGAUAUGCAAAAAAUUGUUCAGCUGAUAUACACAGGUGAAUUGAAUAUAUCAGGAGAUAAUAUGAAAAGAAUUCACAACUUGUGUUUGACCCUUUCUUUGGAUGAUGCAGUUAAAGAAUGUGAAUGUUUCAUAAAAUUAAUUGAAACCAGUGACAAUAUGUGUAUGGAACAAAGUGAAGCAGAACAUAACAAACAAGAAUCUGAAGAAAAAGAUUUAAGUUUACAGCAGUUAGAAGAAGAAGUUAUUGAUCAGUUAGAAGAGUCAAGGUCAAAUAAUAAUAAUGUUACUAUGGUUACAAAGGUUGAUGCUGCUAAACAAAAAGAAAAAGAUAGUAGCAACUCAGAUGCAUCUACCAACUGUCACAUUGAUGUUGCUAUGGUAACAAAUGAUAUAAACAUUGACAAGAAAUCAAAAUCUAAAGGGCAGAAGAGUAAAAAUAAAAAGUCUGAAGUUUUUGAAAAUAAUAAUCAAGAACAAAAAGCUGACGAGACUAAUAUAAAUGAAAAGAUGAUUAAUUGUGCCUUAUGCAAAGAAAAAUUUCAAGACAAGAAACUGCUGUUAGAACACAGAAGGAAAAAACAUCAAAAUAAAAGAAAACCGAUGCAUACAAAAAGAUAUAUUCCAAGUCCAAAUGACUCUUUAACAGAUAACGAAGACCAAGACCAACUAGAGGAAAAUUUAUCCAACGAUACUUUGUCUGAAAAAACUGAUGAAGAUGAGGUUUUGUCUACAAGGCAGGGUACAAAGAGAAGAGCAGCAGACAGGUUAAAUAAACAGAAAAAGGCAGGAAAAUUUGUUUGUAGACUCUGUAAAGAUGAAUUUUCAAAAAAUGAGUUAUUACAAGAACAUCGUAAAUUGAUUCAUCCUGGUGGCAAACGUGAAAAUUUAACUUGUACAUUAUGUGACAAAGUUUUGAGCACAUGGCUUAAUCUGAUAGAACACAAAUAUAAGAAACAUAACAUUGGAUAUGAUGUAGAAAAGUAUCAGGUCCUGAUGUGUGAUAUGCCUAAUUGCGAUUUUUCAACAAUUGUUGAAUACAAGAUGAGGACCCAUUACAGUGACGUACAUGGAGAAGUUGGAUCGUACGUGUGUGAACUGUGUAAUAAAGGAUGUAAAUCUGCUCCUCAGCUUAAAUACCACAUGAAAACAGUUCACCCAGAUGAUAAAACACAAAUGCAUUACAAGUGUAAUGAAUGCAGUAAAACAUUCAGACAUUCAUGUAAUUUGAAGAAACACAUCGAUUACGUUCAUUUGAAGAUAUCAGAUAAAAAGUACUUAUGUCAUUUGUGUACUUAUAAAUGUAUGAGUAAAACUGACUUAAACAACCACCUGCUGAAGAUACAUGAUAUACCAUUGCCAAAAUCUUGUAAAGUUUAUAAAUGUGAGAAAUGUGAUUACUUUACACUGACCAGAUCUUGUUAUGACAGACAUCAACAGUUGCAUCAAGAGGAUGGUUUACAGAAAAGUUUCAUGUGUUCAACUUGUGGUAAAGGUUUUUACAACAUACAGAAUGUUAAAGCUCACGAGAAAAGACACAAAUCAGAAAUUAUGGUAUGCCCAUUUGAGGGGUGUGGAUAUUCUACUAAGUUUAAACACACAAUGAAGAACCAUAUAGCAGGAAUGCAUACACAUAAGAAUCUGAGACCAUAUCAGUGCCAUCUUUGUGAAUAUUCCUGCAAGUUGAAAGGAAAUUUAGACAAACAUUUAAGAGGCAAACAUCAUGUUGAAGUCAUGACUAUACCUAAACUUAGACAAAAAGCGAUAGAAACAGGAAAAGGAUUCGGUGAUAUUGUAUUCCCACCACGAAACUGUAAUGAACUUCCAGCUAAGAUUGCUGACAAACAUCACUUCCAGACAACUCAGAAACCACAGGAAUUGCAGGACGUUAGUUUUCCAGAACUUUUGGAAAUGGCUAAGCAAGCAUCCAGAGAAGCACAGUUAGAAAAAUCACGAAAUGGUGAAAUGAUGGAUUUGAGUUUAGCAGGAAACCAGUCAACACAAAAAGACAAUGACUUAUCAUACCAAACAUCACAGAAUCCUGCUAUUAUUGUUGAUCUGCAACAAUAUCAGGAACCAGUCACCCCCGUUGCUAUGGAAACAGAAGGAUCAAGUUAUCAACAAGAACAAGAAGUUGCCCUAUCAAAUCUUAACCCAGUACCAAUAACUAUCCAUGCAAAUAAACAUUCUAAAGAUAUGAUAUUUACUCAUCCUAAUGAUUUACUCACUUCCUAUGCAGACCAGAAUGGGUUAUAUUUAAAUGAUCAUGCUGAUUAUUCAUCCAGACCAUUACCAGCUCACUCACAAUUCAAUUCAGCAGAAUCUUAUGCAGCUAUGUUGUCAUCAUUUCUUAGCAGCUCUAAAAAUGGAAGUCAACAGUCAUUGCCAAGCUUGUUGCCACUUACUGUGCAAAAUUAUCAGUCACAUGGCCAUGGCCAGAGCCGUCCAAUACUGAAUCAUUUAUUGACCCAUAUGGAUGAAGGUGGAUGUUCAUCUGGUCAAAGACCAACAUCUGUUCCUGCUGAAGAAACAAUGACCUUUACAUCACAGUUACGACCUCAUUCAGUGCAUUCAGUUGAUAAUGUGUCCUUUAGGAACACAGCUUACCAAGGUCAAGGUCAUUAUGAAACAAAUUUGUCUCCCUCUAAUAACUCUGUGCCAUAUCAACAGGACACUAGAUAUUCAUCUUCUUUACAACAUCAGUCUCCUGAUAUCCUUAUAGAGGGAGCCACAAGACAUUCUGGGUCAAGGUCACAAAAUAAUGGACAGUCUCCAGAAUUAAAUGUCUCUCCAGAAAAAAUAUCAAACAGGGACAGUCAUAACAGAAAUCAAGAGACCUAUCAAGAUAUAGGUCAAUUAUCAUAUAAUCAGCCAUGAAAAUAUUUAUACGAUAACGAUAUAUACUGUGGAUUCAUAAUUUUUUGUGAUAUACCAAUGUUUGUGGAUUUUUAAGUGAACCACAAAUUUCAAUACUAAACAAAGUAGGAAUAUUCUAUAAGCUUUUAUUUAGACAUAGGUAAAACCAAGAAAUCAAAUAUCCAUAAAAACAGGAUUUUUCAACAAUGCACUAAGAUUAGUAUCAAAAAAUGAAAUGAAUUCACAGUAUAAUGUGGAGUCAUUAUACAUGUUAUAAUUUGUGGGUUAUUACUUUAUGUGAAUUAUGUGGGUAAAGACAAAAACAUGGAUUUAAAUCAUCAACACAGUACAUUUUUUCUAUUAUACAGACUUUGGCAAAACCAUGAAAUCAACUAUACAUGAAAAUAAAAUUGAUCCUUAAUCCACAAAAAUUGGUAUAUAUGAAAAGAAAUGGAUCCAAAGUAUACAUGUAUAUGAUAUUUUACUGUUCUAUUUAGAGGAAGAAUGGGUCUUCAAAAUGUAGUUAUGAAACUAGUCAGUAACAAAAACAUUACACAAUGUUUUUUUUUGUCUUAAACAGAUUGAUUGUAAUUUUCUUGUUAACUCAACUUAAGAAUAGGACUUUGACAAAUAAUACCUAGAAAGAUUCAACUCCAGAUAAAUAGGAAUUUGUAUAUUUAGGUGACUGAGUGGUCUACAGUAGAUACUAGCCUGUCAACACUGAGGUUAUGCAUUCAUACUCUAUUAAAGGCACAUUCAACUUCAAUCGUAAUUAAUUAGGAUUGCCAGUUUUCAUUGUGAAGUGUUUGGUUCAUUCCAGGCUCUCUGGCUUUCUCAACAUCAAAAGCUUGAUGCCAUAUGAUAUAACAAACAGUGGUGAAAAUGGCAUUCAACACCAAUAACUAAUAAGUCAUAUACUGUGGAAUCUUUAUUAUUCGUUGUAUACUAAUUUUCAUAGAUUUUGUGGGAACAGACGAACCACGAAAUUAAAUGUUCAACAAAUAUUAAAUUUUCUACAGGCUUGUAAAGCAGAUUUCUGCAAAACAACGAAUUAAAUAUCCACGAACAUAUAAGUUUUCCUUUAUCCACGAAAAUUGGUAUCCAGGAAAAUUAAUGAAUCCACAGUAUCCUUCACAUAAUUCAAAAUUGAAUAUUAUUUCUUGAGAUUUGGUGUACACUACUUCAUAUUUAUUUUUUACAACGACGAUAAUAGAGCCUCUGCAUUUUAUUUCUUUUGAUUUUCUAUUCCUGGUAGAAUCAUGCUAGUCUUCUAGUCUUCUAGUCUAGCAAGAUGAUUGUUUUAAUAAUGUUUGACUCAUCUGCUGAAGUGACUGUUUAGUGGAUUUUAGGUGAAAUAUAAUAAAAUCAUAUAAGUGUUUGUUUAUAUCUUUGUUUAUAUCUUUGUUUAAACUGUUUGUUAAUGUCUUUUGUUACUUUAUACACUAUUUUUCUGCACGUUAUCAGACACAGUGGUCCACUUGUUUUUAUGCAUGUUAGUUGACACAGUUGACCAGUCAGUAGGUCAUGGAACCAUUUGUAAUCUAGUGGUAACUUGCUCAUCUCCAGACCAGAGGUUGAUGGGUUAGAACUCAAUGCCUUGUUCAAGCAAAGUCUGGUAGGCUUGACAUGCAGAGUAAUGUGUCUGGGUGUAGGUGACACAUCUUUCUGUGGACUGUUACUUUGUAAAGUAGUUGCUUAAAAAAUCUGUCUUAGCCUGUCAGUCUAGUACAAAACAAGAUUUAUAUUCAUAUCAAUUGAUGAAGGUUUUUUUUUUCAUCAUUUAAAUAGGGGAUGAAUAGAAUGAACAUUUUAGACAUACCAAAUCUUGUCAACCAAACAUUGCAACUUUUAAAUAUAAGAAAAGUAUUAAAAAAACAUUCAAACAUGAAUACAUUGUAUAAACUAUGAUUAGUAAACUGUAUCAAAGAUAGUGUGAUGGAGUUUAGUAGUUGUGUAUUUGAAUAUAAAACAGUUUGAUGUGUAAUGGAUAGUGUGAUACAGUUUGUCACAUGUUAUAUUAAAUUACAACUAAAUGUUAUGUUACAAAAAUUAUUUUUGAUGUAAUAAAGAUAAGGAGCAUGAAAUCAAAAGAAUGUAAAUAGUCAUUUUAUUUAAAGGAAUAUAUAUGGAUAUAUACUUAUUAUCUUCCAACUGGUGUUUUUUCCUUACAAAACAGAACUAUUUUUAUGUCACAAUAUCCUAGAAUGCUUUUCCCACAAUGACCCAAGGUGAACCAUGGCCUAUAAUUUCUUAAUUGAAAUUGGAAACUGUUGGAAACUCAUUUAUUGUGAAUCUUUGUCCUGAAUUCACCAAAAUUUGUUUGAAAAUAUCUUUUGGAAUGAACAUGAUUCCUAUUGAUUUCAUGAAAGAGUUUUGAAGGUCAUCUACAAAGAUCCUCUAAAUCUAGAAAAUCCUUUUAUGCCUUACCAAACUUUGUGGUAUAUCAUGCCUUGAGGUGAAUAUGACCCAAUUGAUUUUAAGGUCACUAGGUCAAACAUGUCACAGCAGCAAUGAAUCAGUUGAAAUUUGAAAAUUAUGUUUUGCUUUCCAGUAAUGAACAUUAAUUCUUUAUAUUAUAAUUUGUUAAAUACACUCAUGGUGCUUCUGCUGUUAUUUUGAAGUUUAGUAAUAAAAUGUACGAAAUAAUGAAAUAGUCUUACAGUAAAAAUGCAUGCAGAACUGACAUUUGCAUGCUUUUACAACGCCCUCUCAUUUUUUCUUCAAUAAAAUAAUAUAGCGUAACCAUAUUUGUAUAUAUUUGAAUUUUAGUGUACUUGCAGCAUUAUUUCUUCCCAUCUGAGAUAUAUACUUUUCACUGUGUAAUUUUAUUUAGUUUUCAGUUUUAUAGUAUGUAUCUUUAAACCUUAUUGCUUUUUAAUAUAAAAAAAUU
Mytilus trossulus (common blue mussel) is the source of this 6149-nucleotide messenger RNA. Its product is annotated as zinc finger and BTB domain-containing protein 41-like. Gene Ontology annotation, cellular component: chromosome. NCBI's taxonomy places the organism in Eukaryota, Metazoa, Mollusca, Bivalvia, Mytilida, Mytilidae. The record is from RefSeq and is a predicted model, not a curated record. The transcript has 9 exons. Bases 170 to 3280 code for a protein of 1036 amino acids. Gene Ontology annotation, biological process: regulation of transcription by RNA polymerase II. Gene Ontology annotation, molecular function: protein binding; chromatin insulator sequence binding.